CCAGCUCUUGGUUCUCUUGAGCUACUCCAUUGCAAUAGGUCAUUCCCACUGGCCUUCUUCAGAUAGCUGUCUGCCAAAGGUUUUCUGAGAUAACUUGCGUCUCCAUGGAGUAUAUCCUUGAGAGAAAGCAGGAGAGAAGGAAAAUAUAGCUGAAAAAAUUAGGCAUAUAUCUCCAGCAGAAUUUCAAGGGGUAAAGCCUGCCUGCCUGGACUUUAAGGAGGUACCCACACUGACACAGAGAUUGGUAACAGCACUGUUCAGCCUUGCUCUUGCUGAGGAAGUUUCCCCCCAACACUGCAACGAUGAAUUUCCUCCGGCGGCGUCUCUCAGACAGUAGCUUUGUGGCAAAUCUGCCCAAUGGCUACAUGAUGGACUUGCAGCGCCCUGACAGCUCCACGAGCUCCCCGGUUUCUCCUGCCACGGAGAGAAAGCACCUGCAGCCACCCCAACCCUCGCACUCUUCCUCUACCGGCAGCAGCAUCUUCAGCUCCAUCUCCAGCGCCAUGAAGCAAACCACGCAGGCGGCCGCGGGACUGAUUGACCACUCAGCUGGCCCCGCACCCCCUGUGGCACAGAAACCCAAGAUCCUCCUGGUGAUCGAUGACGCGCACACAGACUGGGCCAAAUAUUUCCAGGGGAAGAAGGUGAAUGGAGAAUUUGAUAUCCGAGUGGAACAGGCUGAGUUCUCUGAGUUGAACCUGGCUGCUUACGUCAUGGGUGGCUGCAUGGUGGACAUGCAGGUCAUGAGGAACGGCACCAAGGUGGUCAGGUCUUUCAAGCCAGAUUUUGUCCUGAUCCGCCAGCAUGCCUACAGCAUGGCGCUGGGGGAAGACUUCCGCAGCCUCAUCAUCGGCCUCCAGUAUGGUGGCAUCCACACGGUGAACUCCCUCUACUCCAUCUACAACUUCUGCAGCAAGCCCUGGGUGUUCUCUCAGCUCAUUAAAAUCUUCAACUUGCUGGGCCCUGAGAAGUUCCCCCUGGUGGAACAAACUUUCUUCCCAAGCCAUAAGCAGAUGCUCACAACUCCAAAUUUUCCUGUAGUGGUCAAGCUGGGACAUGCUCAUGCUGGAAUGGGGAAGGUCAAAGUUGAGAACCAGCACGACUUCCGGGACAUGGCCAGCAUAGUAGCCAUGGCAAAAACCUAUGCCACCACCGAGCCAUUCAUUGACUCCAAAUAUGACAUCCGAAUCCAGAAAAUUGGCAGCAACUACAAGGCUUACAUGAGGACUUCUAUCUCUGGAAACUGGAAGGCAAAUACAGGUUCUGCGAUGCUAGAACAGAUUGCAAUGACAGAGAGGUACCGACUCUGGGCAGAUGCCUGCGCAGAAAUGUUUGGAGGCCUGGAUAUCUGCGCUGUCAAAGCUGUCCACAGCAAAGAUGGAAAAGACUAUAUCAUUGAGGUGAUGGACAGCUCAAUGCCCCUGAUUGGGGAGCACAUAGAAGAGGACAGACAACUUAUAGCUGAUCUGGUUGUUUCCAAAAUGACUCAGCUUGUUGUCACUGCUGGAUCUACACCGUCGCCAUUGAGGCCUUGGCCUCCACAAGUUCAGCCUGUGUCAAUGAAAUCUCAGACUGGACCUCCGCUUGGACAACUGUCACAACCACGGCCUCCUCCACAAGGUGGACCACGCCAGCCACAGGGAUCUCAGCCUCCACGAACAAAUGCACCCCCACAGCAGCGGCUGUCUCCUCAAGGACAGCAGCCCCAGAGUCCCCAGUCCACUUCCCCUCAGCAGCAAAGGUCACCUGGAUCUCCACAGCAAGUUCGAUCAGCAACUGGCUCCUCUCCAGUCCAGGCCUCCAAGGCAGGCGCGUUCCCUCCACAGCAGCCUCGGCCUCCUGCCCAAGGCCGGGCUCCCAGCCAGCCAAGCCCCACGGAAAUGUCCAAGCAGCAAACCUCCCCACACCCACACCUGAACAAAUCGCAGUCCCUGACAAACAGCUUCAGCAUAUCUGAGUCAUCUCAGCGAGGAAAUGCCACUGAAGACGAAGCAAAAGCUGAGACCAUCCGCAACCUGAGGAAAUCAUUUGCUAGCCUGUUUUCUGAUUAACAGUCCUGCAGCUGGAUCUGUGCUUUUUUCAGCCCUCACUCUACAUUAUGUCAUACCUGUUGUCAUCCUGGAAUACAAUCAGUGAACCCAGCGACUUACAACUAA
Molecule: messenger RNA, 2156 nt
Organism: Vidua macroura (Pin-tailed whydah)
Lineage: Eukaryota; Metazoa; Chordata; Aves; Passeriformes; Viduidae
Gene: SYN3
Product: synapsin III
Exons: 15
Coding region: 303-2051 (582 amino acids)
Biological process (GO): neurotransmitter secretion
Cellular component (GO): synaptic vesicle; synaptic vesicle membrane
Molecular function (GO): ATP binding
Source: RefSeq, a predicted model, not a curated record